This is a messenger RNA of Closterium sp. NIES-65, 929 nucleotides long. The record is from the annotation of a GenBank genome assembly. Lineage: Eukaryota; Viridiplantae; Streptophyta; Zygnematophyceae; Desmidiales; Closteriaceae.
GAACGUGCAUCGGCUGUGCGACUAUACUCUCACCGUUUCAAAGAAAGCUACCCGAGCCGAAGCGCAUUCGCUUGACGGACGGACGGCUUCUCGCGUGGCAGGAGUUUGGAGUCCCGCAGGGAAGUGCGCGUCACACGCUCCUGGUCGUCCACGCCCCCCCUCUCUGCCGCACGGCGGGUUUUCCAGGUCUCAGCGAGGCGUUCUUUCAUCAACGGUCCAUCCGCGUGAUCUCCUUCGACCUCCCUGGCACAGGGUUUAGCGACCCUCUCCCUCUCCAAGCCACCACCACAACGGCAUCAUUCGCCUCUGCUGUUGCUGACGAUAUCAAGCAGCUAGCGCAACAGCUGCACGUGGUACCGGGGCUGUGGGUAGUGGGCUUUGGCCUAGGCUCCCCUCUUGCUCAUGCCGCUGCUGAAAGGCUGGGUCAAGGGCUCGUAGCAGGACUGUUGCUGCUGGGGCCACCAGGAGUUCUGAACACUGGCGAGUGUGGUGACGCUACCGAAGAAAUAAGAGGCCGCGAAAGGGCCAUGCAUGCGGAAGUGGAGGAGAGGCGACCAGGGGGUCAACCUGAGGUGGUAAUGUCGUGGCAGCAGGCUGGUGGAGUGUGGCAGCUAGUACAGCAGUCGUUUAGGGGACGGGUAGCGAGCGCUGUGUUGCGGAUAGUGGUUCCGCGUGUGCUGGUGCAGUCAGUUGUUGCGUUGCUCCGGAUCUCGCCUGCGGUUCUCAAGUGGAUCGUGACUGCCACUUCACUUCGUCCCAUUUCUCCCCGUGUCGUCUCGCUCAUCUGUGAUGGCUUGCUGGAUGCACUUCAGCAGGGCGACCUUCCCUAUCUACUGAACCUAUUAGUCCUAACACUGCAGCCCCACAACACGCAGCCAUCUCAGACUGCCAAUAACCCAUUUUUCUCAGGGCCUGUUUACACCUACAAG